This is a messenger RNA of Heterobilharzia americana, 367 nucleotides long. The record is from the annotation of a GenBank genome assembly. NCBI's taxonomy places the organism in Eukaryota, Metazoa, Platyhelminthes, Trematoda, Strigeidida, Schistosomatidae.
AUGAAAUGUUUCUCUAGUGUAUUUUCACAAAGUUCUCUAGUCCCUUUAGCUAAGAUAGCCAAUGCUCCAUCACGUUCAUUACGUCUACUAUGGGCUAUUGUAACAGCCAUUAUGUUUAUUGGAUUAUGCGUUUGUAUCAGUCUAGUGGUUAUGCAAUAUUUAAAACAUCAAACAGUAUUUCAAUUAGAUUAUUCUGGUAGACAUACAGUCUAUGAUCAAGUCCCUGGGAUAACAAUUUGUCCUCAAUCACAAGAAUCAAAACGUUUAUUCAAUGAUGCAAUGAAACGAUUGAAUAUUACUUCUCAACCGUUACCAUUACCAUGGUUUAGUAAGUCUAUUAUGGAUAGUUUUCGUGCAAAAGCAUUAG